This is a messenger RNA of Condylostylus longicornis, 1995 nucleotides long. Its product is annotated as UDP-glycosyltransferase UGT5-like. The transcript is spliced from 6 exons. Gene Ontology annotation, molecular function: UDP-glycosyltransferase activity. Lineage: Eukaryota; Metazoa; Arthropoda; Insecta; Diptera; Dolichopodidae. The coding region runs from base 184 to 1755 and encodes 523 amino acids. The record is from RefSeq and is a predicted model, not a curated record.
UUAUUUAAGUCUAAUUAUACGGAAGAAUUAAUUUUUUUUGUUUUUGAUUUGAAAAGAAAAUGUAAAUAUAAAAGAAACGAAAAUUUUAAAAUUAAUUUAAUUUCCAUAAGUUGAAAAUUUGAAAAUAAUUAAAAUUUUUAUAUAUUGGAUAAGAAUCAGUGGUGGAAAACUUGAAAAUACAAAAUGGCAGCAAAUUUUUGUAUUAAUAAUAUUCAAAAAUGUUUACUAUUAGUUAUAGUAUUUUUUAGCAGUUUAACAAAUUCAUAUCGGAUUUUAGGAAUAUUUCCACAUCCUGGUAUAAGUCAUUUUCAUUUUUUUCAUCCAAUAAUGAGAGGAUUAGCUGAAAAUGGUCAUGAAGUAACAGUAGUUAGUCAUUUUCCUGAUAAAAGUCCACCAGCACAUUAUAGAGAUUUACCAUUAACUGGACAAAAAACAUUAGUUAAUUCAGUCGAUUUAAAGUGGUUUGAAAAUCGAAGAUUCUACAAUCAUUUCUUGGAAUUUUUCUUAUUAUAUGAUUGGGGAAAACAAGCAUGUCAGACAGCAUUGUAUUCAGAUUCAAUACGUGAUGUUUUAAAAUUUGGCAAACAAGAUCCAUAUGAUAUAAUUAUAAUGGAACAAUUUAAUACUGAUUGUAUGAUGUCAGUUGCUCAUUUAUUAAAAGCACCAGUUAUUGCAUUAAGUAGUUGUGCCUUAAUGCCAUGGCAUUAUGAUAGAAUAGGUAAUCCAGGUAUACCAUCAUAUAUUCCGUCAUUAUUUUUAGGUCAAUCUGAAGAAAUGAGCUUUCCAUAUAGAUUAGCAAAUUGGAUAACAUUUCAUGGAAUGAAAUUUUUAUAUAACUAUUAUUCUCAUCAUACUGCUACAGAAUUAUCUCGCAAGAGAUUUGAUAAUGAUAUACCAGAAAUUAGUGAAUUGGUAAAAGAAACAAGCUUAUUUUUUGUUAAUCAACAUUACUCGAUGGGAGGCGCAAAACCACUUUCUCCUGCUGUUAUAGAAUUAGGAGGAAUUCAUAUACAAAAAGCUAAAACAUUAGAAGCUGAUAUACAAAAAUUUUUGGAUAGUGCCAAAGAAGGCGUUAUAUAUGUUAGUUGGGGAUCAAUGAUUCGGGCUGAAACUUUGCCAUCAGAAAAACGUGAUGGUAUGCUUAGAGCAUUUGGACGUUUAAAACAAAAAGUUAUUUGGAAAUGGGAAAAUGAAACUUUACAUAAUCAACCGAAAAAUAUUUUAAUUAGAAAAUGGUUACCACAAAGAGAAAUUUUAUGCCAUCCUAAUGUUAAAGUUUUUAUGAGUCAUGGUGGAUUGAUGGGUGCUUCUGAAGCGGCAUAUUGUGGAGUACCAGCAGUAUUAACACCAAUGUAUGGUGAUCAAUUUUUAAAUUCAGCUGCAAUUAGACAAAGAGAAAUGGGAAUAGUUUUAAAUUAUGAAGACAUUACAGAAAGUUCAGUAUAUAAGGCUAUUAAUGAAGUUUUAAAUCGAAGAUACAUGGAUGCUGCAAAAGCAGUUUCAUAUUCAUUUAAAAACCGACCACAAAAAGCACUCGAAACGGCAAUUUGGUGGGUUGAACAUGUUGGAAAGACUGAAGGUGCACCAUUUACAAAAUCUGUUUCUACAUUUAUGCCUUGGUAUUCAUAUAACUGUCUUGACAUUUACUUAUUUUUCAUUUUUAUGAUUAUUUCCUCAAUUAUGAGUUGGAUUGCUUUAACUAGAAUCAUAUGUGGUAAUAGAUCAGCAUCUGUUGAAAAAGCAAAACGAAAUUAAAACUUAUUUAAUUUUCAAUUAAAACGAAAUGUAAUCACACAAAAAUUACAUAAAUAUGUACAUAUUAAUGGACAUAUUUAUAUAGUUAUAUAUAAAAUUAUUACAAACUGAUUAUUUACAUGUAAAUAAAAUUGCUACAAUCAUUUCUUGUACAUAAGCAACUCCAUACCUAUUAUAAAUUUUGUAAAUGUAAUUUGUUUUUGUAUGAUUGUGAUAAUAAAAUUAUUGUUUAAGGUUGAA